This is a messenger RNA of Fraxinus pennsylvanica, 1380 nucleotides long. The record is from the annotation of a GenBank genome assembly. NCBI's taxonomy places the organism in Eukaryota, Viridiplantae, Streptophyta, Magnoliopsida, Lamiales, Oleaceae.
AUGAGACAUACAAAAUGGUUCCAUUCUCUUUUGAGUUGCAAAAAGUCUCCGUUGGCAUCUUCAUCAUUGCCGGCGCCGGAGAAGAAGAAGAAUAAGAUAAGAUCAUCAACUAGCAUUGCAGACAAUAAUGAAGAAGAAGACCGAGUAACAAGUCCUUACGUUGAGUUGUUGGACGCGAACAAGCAUGCAAUAGCAGUGGCAGUGGCCACUGCAGCGGUGGCAGAGGCUGCAUUCGCAGCCGCCAAGGCGGCAGCUGAGGUAGUCAAACUUACCAGUGGGAGUAAGAAAAGAAGUUCUGCGGUGAAUUUUACCGGUGAACGCCGCCGGGAAUGGGCGGCUAUAAAGAUUCAAUCGGCGUUUCGAGCUUACUUGGCUAGGAGGGCCUUGAGGGCACUCAAGGGACUCGUAAAGCUUCAAGCUCUAGUUAGAGGCCAUAUUAUCAGAAAGCAAAGUGCAGAUAUGCUCCGGCGUAUGCAGGCAAUGGCUCGAAUCCAGGCAAGAGCCUGUAAAAAUCGAGCUUAUAAUUCAGACUCUACUAAUUUGGGCAUCGCGUUAUUCAACCCGCAUCAACCUGGUGUUGCCAAUCUCAGAAAAUAUGAGCAGAGGUCAAAUUGUCCCCAUCAUGAUGGACUCAACCAAAAGAAAUGUGGUUCGAGAUCGAAUAGGGACAAUGGUAUUAACACAAAAAACAUAUGGGUGGGUUCUAAUUUGUUAGAUCUCUGGAUGGAAGAAUAUACAUUGAACAGGCGGAAGUAUUCCUCCCUUGAAACCGGACGCCGGGAUGAUGAAAAAGGUGACAAGAUCCUCGAGAUAGAUACUUGGAAGCCUCACCAAAACCCAGAGCGAAGUGACAGAGCGUUUCAGAUUCCACAAUAUUUUCCUGUUUGGAACGAGAAUGGACAGAACUCUGCAACAUUUGACUCAACGUCAAGACAUUCAGCAAAAUCCGAAAAACGAAAUCUUUGUAUUUCGUCUAGUGAUGUCCCAUCCUUAAGGUCGAUAAAAUCCCCUCAGGAAAUGAAUCCAGUGUCUGCUAGAGCUAGCAGUAGUCGAAGAAGCCCUUUUAGUCCAACAAGGAGUGAGUGUUCUAAAAGCUUAUUUGAUGUGUACCUGGGUUACCCGAAUUACAAGACAAAUACGGAAUCAUCCCUGGCUAAACUUAGGUCACAAAAUGCCCCGAGGCAAAGAAUGCAGGACCGUGUGGGUACAAAGUUUGCAAGUGAUCUUUGGGAUAUGGACACAGAUUCAGAAAAGGGCUCAACCUCGUUUACUAUCUAUACGAGAAAAGGUUAUCCAUACGCCAGCCACUUAAAGAAACUCGAGAAACCUAUCCAAAAUCCUGCUGUAAGUUUUCGUUCCACGUAUGGCUAUAGAUAUUAG